UCAUGGUGGCUGCCACACCCAUCAUGGCGGCUGUCACACCCAUCAUGGCAGCUGCCACACCCAUCAUGGCGGCCGCCACACCCAUCAUGGCAGCUGACACACCCAUCAUGGCGGCUGCCACACCCAUCAUGGCGGCUGCCACACCCAUCAUGGCGGCUGCCACACCCAUCAUGGCGGCUGCCACACCCAUCAUGGUGGCUGCCACACCCAUCAUGGCGGGCUGCCACACCCAUCAUGGCGGCCGCCACACCCAUCAUGGCGGCUGCCACACCCAUCAUGGCGGCUGUAACAGCCAUCAUAGCGGCCGCCACUCCCAUCAUGGCGCCGCCACACCCAUCAUGGCGGCCGCCGCUCCCAUCAUGGCGGCUGCCACACCCAUCAUGGCGGCCGCCACACCCAUCAUGGCGGCUGCCACACCCAUCAUGGCGGCCGCCACACCCAUCAUGGCGGCUGCCACACCCAUCAUGGCGGCCGUUCCUGGACGCUGAAGGAGCACUCGGGGCCUGUGUGGGGUCAGCGCCUUUUAUUGGGGACAAAAAGUGA
Messenger RNA from Poecile atricapillus (Black-capped chickadee), 543 nucleotides. Its product is annotated as MAGE-like protein 2. Lineage: Eukaryota; Metazoa; Chordata; Aves; Passeriformes; Paridae. The transcript is spliced from 3 exons. The record is from RefSeq and is a predicted model, not a curated record. The annotation marks the transcript as partial.